AUGGAGCAAGUGCUAAAGGAGCGACUGCUCCAACUCCGUCAAGAUCUGCGACGGGCUUUGGAUGAGAGUUGGUUGAAGCUCAUCGACUCAGUCGAAGAAGAUUUUCUGCAGGCCCAUGGCGACAGUGGCGUCGACACAGUCGCCGUGUUGCAGGAGGCAGACAAGGAUCCAGGCAACCCUGGCGCAGUAAGUCGUGGAAGCAAUCCGACCGAGUACUCGGACAAGGAGUCGGUUGACUUGGAGAUGAAUGACGAUGAGGAUGCAGAGGAGAUGGAGAUCCGUCAUAUUGAAAAGGAUCUAGAGGAGCCAACCGGAAGCGCUUUGCAGAAGUUCUGUAGGUACACCAGAGCCAAGCUGGCGCGCGCUGAGCGAAGGGUCGUUGAUGUUGGUGUGGGAGUUUUUAUCUGCCUGAACACCGUGGUCAUGAUGCUGGCGCACCAACAGAUGGGAUAUGAUGCUGCAAGAGAUAUCGGGGAGUAUGACCCGGGCAUGGAUGGCCUCUCCAUUUCCGAGGAUGUGUUCGUUACCAUCGAGGAGAUGUUUGCUGUCGUCUUUUUGCUGGAGCUUUGCGUCCGACUGUGGAUCCACAGAGCCAACUAUUUCCGCAACGUUUUCAACGUGUUCGACGCCUUUCUGGUUGCCAUGAGCCUGGUGGACAUGUUGAUCAUCAAGCCGUUGGCGGGUUCUGGGCGUGUCAACCUGGUUGUGCUGCGGAUCCUGCGCAUCCUCAAGCUCACUCGUUCCCUCCGCGUCAUGCGCACGAUGCGCCUCUUUUCUGGUUUGCGUGUCCUGGUGGCCGCAGUGAGUGCCUUCCUUCCGUCUCUAUUUUGGUCCAUGCUGUUCUUGACCAUUUACAUGGUCUUGGGUGGUCUGUUGAUCGGCAACUUCGUGAUGGAGUUCAUCAACGAUGGAGGUCAAGACUUAGAGAUGCGAAAGUGGAUCUGGCAGCACUACGGCACAUCCUACCGAGCAACGUAUACAAUGUUCCAGGUGACUUUUGCAGGAUGUUGGCCUUCGUAUGUGAACCCGCUGUACGAGAACGUCAGCCAAUGGUAUUCAGUCUUUUUUUGCGCCUAUGUGACGUUUGUGGUUUUUGCCGUGAUGCGGGUGAUUACUGCGAUCUUCAUCAAGGAGACGCUCGAUGCUGCAGGCGAGGAUCACGAGGUCGUGAUGUCCGAGAAGGAGGCCACGAAGCAGAAGUACAUGCGCAAGUUGGAAAGAGUCUUUCACGAAGUUGACACGUCUGGCGAUGGCCUGAUCUCAGAAGAUGAGUUCAAGAGCAUGAUGGAGGAUCCAAAUGUCAAGAGGUUUCUUGCCGGCUUGGAGGUGGAUCUCAGUGAGAGCCACUCGCUCUUCCACAUGCUGGCUGACGAAGAUGGCCAAGUCUCAUACACCAAGUUCAUGGAAG
Molecule: messenger RNA, 1408 nt
Organism: Symbiodinium pilosum
Lineage: Eukaryota; Dinophyceae; Suessiales; Symbiodiniaceae
Source: the annotation of a GenBank genome assembly